Molecule: messenger RNA, 5841 nt
Organism: Cyprinus carpio (common carp)
Lineage: Eukaryota; Metazoa; Chordata; Actinopteri; Cypriniformes; Cyprinidae
Product: xyloside xylosyltransferase 1-like
Exons: 5
Coding region: 276-1439 (387 amino acids)
Molecular function (GO): UDP-xylosyltransferase activity
Source: RefSeq, a predicted model, not a curated record
AUUAUGAACUGGUGAACUUCCGGUGAUGUAAGACGCGCAAGUGUUUUGAUGUCUCGUGUAUGCACAUGUCUUCUGUCUUUACAAAUUCAUUAUUUCCCUUCAUUCUUUGGUGAUUCGCUGCUACACAGUUUGCAGUCAGCAGAAGUGAAGGAGUCUGAUGUUGUCGCGCGCUGCUGAAUGCGUCACGUGACGGCGGUGUGAUUGGAGGUUAAGAACUGUCAACAAGAAGAAAGAAAGUGCAUCCUGCCCUGUUUUGUGCAUGUAGAAGAGGAUCCAUGGGUGUCCUGCGGGUGCUGUCGGUCACCAUGGGAAGGAUCAGCACUUUUAGGUCCUAUCAGAUCGUGUUGCUCUUUGCUGCAGCCCUGGCAGUGGUGGCCUUCUACUACUUCGGCUCUGAAAAGCAGAACUUCUCCAGCACCACAAAACGGAUCAAGGAAACACAAGCGAGCCACAACACCAAUCGCGAUGAUGCAGAUCUCUCCGUAGACAUCCGGGCUGGACGUCCAGAAAUCAGAAUGGGAGCUGGAGAUGAGCUGGAGGGAAAGCCGUCACGCUUUCACGCUCUCAUGAUGUUCACCAAAGUUGACAAGAGCGUGAACUUGCAGCAGAAGUUUCAGGUGGCCAUGCGCUCCGUGGCCAAACAUGGCCGGUUCCUGGAGGAUGAGGUGCUGGUUCUCCAUUACGUCUCUGAUGCAGGUAGUCAGGAGCUGGGGGAGAAGAUGCUUCUUGAACUUCUGCUGGAUGCAACCUUCCGGUACGAGGUGGUGUUUCACGAUGUAGGCGCCCUUACGGAGAAAUUAUUCCCCAUCGUAGAGGCUAUGCAGAAACACUUCAGUGCAGGUUCUGGCACAUACUAUAGCGACGCCAUCUUCUUCCUGUCGGUGGCCAUGCAUCGCAUCAUGCCUACAGAACUGAAGCGCAUUGUUCAGCUGGACCUGGACCUCAAGUUCAGAAGCAACAUCAGAGACCUCUUCCAAGAGUUUAACCAUUUCCCUGCUGAGGCUGUCAUUGGAAUUGCGCGUGAAAUGCAGCCGGUUUACAGGCACACUUUCUGGCAGUACCGCAAAGAGAAUCCGAAGUCCCGUGUGGGUGACCCUCCACCAGACGGUCUGCCCGGCUUCAACAGCGGCGUAAUGCUUUUGAACCUCGACACCAUGCGUCGCUCUACCUUAUACAACCAGCUUCUGGAGCCCGAGCGGGUGGCUCGUCUUGCAGAGAAAUACCACUUCCGGGGGCACCUAGGUGAUCAGGAUUUCUUCACGAUGAUCGGGAUGGAGCACAGGGAACUGUUUUACCCACUGUCCUGCGGCUGGAACCGACAGCUUUGCACAUGGUGGAGGGAACACGGGUAUGGUGACAUCUUCCAGCUGUACUAUCGCUGCGAUGGGCCAGUGCAUAUCUACCACGGCAACUGCAACACUCCCAUACCCGAUGAUUGAGGUUUAAAGUGCGCCUUUGAAUGCAAACUUUUAGAAACUCAUUUUGUUUGCACAUCUUUAAAUUAAAUUAAAUUAAAUUAAUGCAUUUAGCAGACGCUUUUAUCCAAAGCGACUUACAGUGCAUUAACAACUUUAAAUCAAGUGGACCAAGGCAGAAGGGGCUCAUUGUUAGAGGUGCUAAUAGUGCAGCAUUCCCAUGACUAAUCACAUUUCCACAAUAUAACACCGCUGAGGCUGUUGGUGCCUUUCCAAAGUUACUGAAAGAAACUCUGGCUUAAAUACCAGUUGUUUUUCUUUAUUUAAAGAAUGCAGUGAGACUUUGACUCUUGAGUUUCCUCAUGCAGGUGUCUCAUUAAAUCACUCUUAGACAGCAGGUUGUGAAAGAGCCAAUCAGAGAAUCUUUUUCUCCUUCUUAUUUCACUCUGUAUUGUUUACAGGUGCACUCUUGCAGUCACAUUAAGAUACCACUUAUCUUCACUUUAAAAUGUGGAGAGUUGCUGCAUAUAUUUUUACUAGUUUUAACCUCUCUUAUCUUCAAUUCUGUGAAAUGCAUUCCCACUUUAAGCCACAUUUCCCACUCAAUCGCAAAUGUUUUUAUGCAGUGAUGAUGAGAAAUGAGGGGGAAAGGGUGUUGACCCAUUUUCCUGAGUUUUUAUACGCUGGUUUUGGAAAGUCGUUUCUCUGUGAUGUGCAACUGAAUCGCCUUAGAAAGCCAAGAUAACAUCUCAGAUCUGAGGUCUCAUUCUUGCCGAGGUGGUCUGAUCCGCCUGAGAAAUGUGGAAGUGGGAUUUGCUGGAAUAUUCCAAAGGGAACAGCCUCUGCCCUGAGGGAAAUAUGCACUAGAUUCAAGGGCAGAGCACUAGCUGUUGUGGUUGGCUGGCAUUUAUUGAGUGAUGUUGCUGUUGGCGAAACUCUGCUGGGUUGUGUGAAUUUCUCGUUAUAACCUGCACGAUGUCAAAUCAACAGGCCAGAGAGAAAGAACUUAGUAAUCAGGCCUCACAUGUUUUGGCAGGCAGCCAUGAGAUCCCACUUUAAGCUCUUCUGUGUCCAGUACGGUGAGGUUAAUGACUGCGUGUCCUCGGGAUUUUCAGUGAAUUUGUCUUUUGUUUUGCCGUGAGUGCGGUUAUGUGUUUUCUAACUGUUUUAGACCGGCUUUUGCCUGAUCAAGUUAAAAGCAGUGUUUAAAAAAAGUGUUUAACUAAUUAACCUUUAAUCUGCUAGUCAUAUCACAUGAAGUAUUCAUGCUCUUUUCCUGUUUUCUUUGUGUAAGUCCUGAAAGAUGAGCAGAGCAUAUUUUGGUGUAAAUCUUUAUUUGUACAUUAUCAUUCAAAAGCUAGGGGUUGGAAAGAUUCAUGUGCCGGUAUUUGGUAAUAAUACAUCACGAUAAAGAACAUGUACAAUAUUGUUAUCACGAACUCUUCAAAAUAACAUGAAUAAUUAUUUAUUACAGAUUAUUCUUUUUUUGGAAUGCAUUUUAAGAAUAUGCACAACGCUGCUUUAUGCUGCUUCAAAGAUGCAUGCACACUCUGAUUUAAACAAGCCCAACAUGGAUGAGAAGCACAUGGCGGAACAAGUGAAUAAAUGACAUUCACAUUUACUCUGACAGCAGAUGGCGCUGAUGGAACAGCAGAAAUGCAGCUGUUACCCUGGAAACCCCAUAAACAAAGCAGCUGCACUACUUUGUUUUUGAAAAGUAUAUGAUUUUAUAAGCCAUUCAGAUUUUUGUAUUUGCUGUGGUGUUAAUCACAGCACUGACUUAAAAAGCUAUUUAUUUGAAACUGUACACAAUGCGAGGGUGACGUGUUAGCCCAUAAAGGUAGCAUUUUAUUGCCAACGUGUAUAUGCAUUUGCAUUUUAUUGAGGCGGGAACUUUGUGUAGAAAUUGUGCAACAUUCAGGAGCUGGUUUUCAACCCUGCCCCCGUAAAUUUUAUAAAUACAAUAGCUUCGCUACUAAAAUCUAAUAAAUUUCUCAGCAAUGAGAAAUGUAUAGAUGCCCGUAUUUAAGGCAUCAUAGACGCGUCUCUUAUGAAAGCUAUAACGCAGUUUGUCCCAUAUUCGCAGGCAUACAUCAUAUGUCCACCAGACCAUGAAUAACAAAUUCUCAGAUGAUAAUUAUUCAUUCUUUUUGCACAAAUCAUUGUUUUAUUUGUGAACGUAGGCAUUUGAGGAAGGCUUUAAGACAAAGCGGAAUCCUCUGUGGGCUCCUCCUGCUUCACAUCGAGUGGGACUCGCGCUAACAGCUAUUCACUUCACCAUCCAUGUUUUGAUUUUGGCAAAUCAGUUUGAGCGAAUGCAAACAACUUAUUGAUUAUGAGCCCAACAGCCAGCAAGGCAGGAAACAUUCAAUCUACCUGAGCCUGAGGGAAGACAUCUUUCACUAUUGUAAGUUAAUGCUGUUAAUAAUAGAAGAGUAAAAAACACAUUAAAAAAGAACUUCUAGCACGUUCUUAAACUUGGACCUCAUUAUAUCGCAGUAGAAAUCCAAGCAAAUCCAAGUUUUCUUUAAUUGAAAAAUAUGCAUUUUCAAUCAUAUGGUUGCAAUAGGCUAAUAGCCUAUUUUUAGUUUAAAAAUUUAAGUGCCAUUACUUAUUUAAAAAAAAAAAAAUAUUAUUGACUGACAUUUCAUAGUGAUUCAGUUAUGCUUUCAAAUUUCAUUCCAUUUGUAUUUUCACCUCCUAAAUUACUAAACUACUUGUGCAGUCACAAUUUUAUAAUGGUUCAAUUUACUUGGGCCGAUUACUUUUUUUUUCGUUCUUUUUUUUUUUGUAUGACAUUAAAAUUAUUUUUAGAAUAAUUGUACAUAAAUAGAUUAAUCAAAACGUGUUUAUUUCUAAGAACUUUUUAACUGCAGGCAGACAUUAUGGUACAGUACAAAUAUUUUUUUAGAGAUAUGCGAGCAAAAAAUAAAAGAUAAAAAAAAUUUAUAAUAGAAAGUGCAAAGGUGGCGCUGAAAAGGUAUAUUAAAAAACACUUUUUUCAAAGCAAUUAGAAGGCUGUAGAGAACAGUACGCUAUUGCAGAUUUACAUACUGAGGUUUUAAUUACAUUAUUGUAAUAGCUAUAGUCAGUCAUGAACUAAAGUCGGCUGGUCUAAGGCAUGAAACUCCAGGACUGAAAUGAGUCCCACUCCAGCCCUGGAUACCAGUCAUGUCUAAAGUGAAUGUAAACAGGUGGGCAAAAAAAUUGGAUAUGGUCAAAAGAUUGGAUCUGUGAGUUAAGACUUGCAGUGGUAAUGCAGCCCUAGAUAUUUUUUUGAAAAUGUUUUGAUUCUUUAUUGUUCGAUCAUACUUUAUAUUAAAGGUGCAAGAGGUGAUUGUCUUCAGAAACUUUUUUUGUUAUGCUGGUUGAAAGUCUCUUCACAUCCCAAUAGCAAUUUAUUUAUAUAUUCUGUGGAAGGCGUAGUUCCAAAAAAUGUUAGCCCAAUCAAAACACUUGUUUCGAGCAUUUUGAUAGACUUUCCUACCUGCCUGUCAACAUGUAUUUGCAUACCUCUGCAUACAAUGUCAAUGAAAAAUUCUUCUAAAGCAUUUAUUAAUCUUAGUUAAUUUCAACAUUUAAUAACACUUUAUUAAAAUCAAAAGUCAUAACUGUAUUAUUUAAUAGACCUGAGCUAAUAUGAACUAACAGUAGUACUUUUAACAAAGAAUAAUAACUUAUUUAACAAAUGUAGCUAUUGCUUAUUUAAUGUUAAAGCAUAAACUAAGGUUAACUAAUGAGAACUUAUUUUAAAGUUUGACCUAUUUUCUUUAUAAUUCUUUUGCACUUUAAUCUGCUUGAAACAUUCAUUUGAUUUAUAAUUUUUGUGUAUUGCUUCUUUGUAUCUUGUGUAUGUUCAGUUCUUUUUGUUAUUAGAAAAAAAGGUAUUAAACCUGUUAUACUGGUUAAACAUUUCUUUUAAUCAGUGUUUAAAGAAAUCAUAGCAUUUAUUUGAAAAAGAACGCUCGAUCAAUUUAAUGCAGUUAAUAAAUAAUUAAAAGUAUUAAUUUCUGUUUUUAAAUCUUACUAACCCCAAACUUUUGAACUAUAGGCUCAUAAAGACUCUUACCUACUCUUUACCUUGUUUUCCAUUAACAUUUUUUUCCCCAAAGGAAUCUCUCAGGAAAGAUUGAUGGAACAAAUUUUCCUUAGUAUAAGGAAAAUGUAAUUAAACCUCCACAAACUACACUUCUAUGUAGUACAGGUUAUUCUUUCUACAUAACCACCUGUUUGUACUUCGAUUUUGAAUACUGAAUGUAAUACACACACUUGUUGUGUAAAAUAUGUUGUGUCAUAGAAAUUGAAUGUAUUAAUCAACAAAAUUACAGAAGUGAAGGUGCAUCAAAUUUUUAAUAUAUGUAAUAUAUCUUUCUCUUCAUGCAAAUAUAUUGGUGGUCUGAAUAAAAUGUCCUUCUAUUUCCUAUAA